CUCCUCGCUCCUCAGCCUUCUGCUCUCCACCUCGUCCAGACAAUCCCCACCUCUCUCCGUGCGGUUGCGUGGAUUGAUUUGCUUGCUUUGCUUGAUUCGAUUGCCUGGAUCCUAUCCGUACUGCCGCCUCUUGAUUCCCCACACUUGCGACUCCACGGCUGCACGGCUGGCCAUUCCGCUAUUACGGCACCGAGGUCCCGGCCAGCUUCUAAGUCCUCAAUUAGCCCUGCUAUCGCCGUCGCAUUGACGUUCCCGGAUUCAUAACCUCCAGCUUCGUUUCUUCUCUCUCUUCCCUUCUUUCAUCUCUUCCCUCUGUCGCUCAAUCACGUCUCUUGUCCAUCCUGCGAGCUUCAACGGCCCGCCCUCCCUCGCACAGCAUGACAUCCGCAGCUCCCUCCACCGACGGCCCCGUCACGGUCGAGAACCUGGCCAGCGUCCUGCAAAAUGAUACCAUGGUCAAGCUCGCCGGCGUCGAUGUCGACGGCAUCCUGCGCGGCAAGUUGAUCUCCAAGAAGAAGUUCAUGUCCGUCGCCACCGCUGGCUUCGGCUUCUGCUCCGUCAUCUUCGGCUGGGACAUGCACGACCAGACGUACAUGCGCGAGCUCAAGAUUUCAAACGCCCAGAACGGCUACCACGACCUCCUUGCCAUCCCCGACUUGUCCUCUUUCCGCCGUAUUCCCUGGGAGGACAAUGUCCCCUUCUUCCUCGUCGAUUUCCUCGACCCAGAUACCAAGCAGCCUAUCUGCGCAUGCCCCCGUGGCCUUAUCAAGUCUCAGCUGGAUAAGCUAAAGGGUGCGGGUUACGGUGCCAUGGCUGGUGCCGAGUAUGAAUUCUUCCAAUUCCGAAACCCCGAAGCUUCCUCUACCUCCACCGCCGCCUAUCUCCAGCAGAACCCUCCCAGCCAGCUCCCCGCACUCACUGAGGGCAUGUUCGGUUACUCCCUGACCCGCCCCGUCCACAACAAGGAAUACUACUACGACGUCUUCAAGACGUGCGAAGCCUUCCAUUGCAAUAUCGAGGGCUGGCACACAGAGUCCGGCCCCGGCGUCUUCGAGGCUGCGCUCGAGUUCGGCGAGAUUGCGCAGAUGGCCGAUCGCGCAGCCCUGUUCAAGUACGUUGUCAAGAGCGUCAGCACGGGAUACGGCAUCACCCCGUGCUUCAUGGCCAAGCCCAAGCAAGGUCUACCUGGAAACAGUGGCCACAUGCACGUGUCGAUCGUCGACAAGGACGGCAAGAACCUUUUCGCGAGAGAGACUCUGGACGAGAAUGCCAAGUGGAAGGAUAUUGCCGGUCUCUCAGACCUAGGCCGACAUUUCCUCGCUGGAGUCCUCGAGGGUCUCCCUGACAUCAUGCCCCUCCUCGCCCCUACCAUCAACUCGUACAAGCGUCUCGUCGAGAACUUCUGGGCUCCCGUCACCGUAUCAUGGGGCCUCGAGCACCGCGCCGCCUCCGUCCGCCUCAUCACCCCGCCCACUGCCAAGCCUUCGGCCACGCGCUUCGAGGUCCGCGUACCUGGCGCCGACACAAACCCUCACUUUGUGCUGGCUGCCAUCCUCGGCCUCGGCUGGCGCGGCAUCGAGAAGAAGCUCGAGAUCCCCUGCCCGCCCCUCGCCAUGGGCCAGGACGUCGGCGGCGACGCUGACCGCGGCGAGCGCCUGGCAAAGAGCCUGAAGGAGGCGACGGCGCGGUUCAUGGCCAAGGACAGCAUUGCCAGAGAGGUGUUUGGCGACGACUUUGUAGACCACUUCGGCGGCACCAGGGAACACGAGAUUCGGUUGUACGACGAGGCUGUUACGGAUUGGGAAAUGAAGCGAUACAUCGAGACGGUGUAGACGGUGGUACAUGGAGUUUUGGUGGGAGUGCGCCAAGCAUCGCAUAGCAGAAUACGAAUCAUGGCAUGACGGUGUCGAGUCUUGGGCUGAAGAUACCCAGCAGCAAUUUCUUUUUCCCUUUUUCGUGUUUGUAUAAAGCCUAGGUUAUUCAAUUGGUUC
Ilyonectria robusta is the source of this 1991-nucleotide messenger RNA. RefSeq lists its product as uncharacterized. Gene Ontology annotation, molecular function: glutamine synthetase activity. The record is from RefSeq and is a predicted model, not a curated record. Lineage: Eukaryota; Fungi; Ascomycota; Sordariomycetes; Hypocreales; Nectriaceae. The transcript has 3 exons. The coding region runs from base 378 to 1832 and encodes 484 amino acids.